UGCAACUUAUUUAUAAAUGACGAGACAUUCCAGUCCACAUUUUUAGAGUAGAAUGGACAUGUUAUACAGUAUAACUUGUAACACACUUCCCAAGAGAAAUGCAUAGCCGCCUCAUUGGGUUGUUCCCUUCAUAGUCUGUAACACUUACCCUCACAUGAGCCAUUUGAAGUAUACAAAUGGUAAGUCAUGCUAGAUUGAAAAAUGUUUAAGAUGGUUCAAAGCAUGUAAGCUAAGGAACAUAGUAUAAAUACAGAUAAAAACUUCAGGUUCAAAUCAAUUUGCCUCCUUAAGAAGUAAGUACUUUGGUUAAAUGUAGUAUAUGAAACAGGUAAAUUUCUGUCAUAUUUUCUCAAUUUAACUAAUGGAAAUUUAGAAAUCACAGUCUGUAAAUUACGCCUUUAUGUACUUUGAAGUGAUUUAUUAACUAAAAUUCACACAGAACAUUGAAAUUUAUUAUGUUCACUAAUGAUAUAUAUGCGUGAUUUUAAGGAUAGGGGUAGACUUAUGUCAUGAAUAGGACUAUUACACCGCAAAUCACAAUAAGCACUUGACACGUGUGCAAUAGAAUAGACCAAUAAUUUGAAUUAUUUGCUGAUGUUGUGGUAAUUACUUCUGUUCUCAUUCUGUUAUCAUGGAGCUGAACUUUGUCAUCUUAACUGCGUGAUUUUAAGGAUAGGAGUACACUUAUGUCAUGAAUAAGACUAUUAGACCACAAAUCGCAAUUAACACUUUACACAUGUGCAAUAGAAUAGACCGAUAAUUUGAAUUAUUUGCUGAUGUUGUGGUAAUUACUUCUGUUCUCAUUCUGUUAUCAUGGAUUUGAACUAUGUCAUCUUACUGCAGAUCCUUUAUACAUAAUACAUAGGUGUAGAUGCAUGUUUUGGCUUGUUUUACCAAAUUGAUCAGAAGUAGGUGGUAAAAUAUAUAUGCACCCGAAGUGUAUGUUCUGUAGCAACAGUUUGUUUAUAUGUGAUGAGAUAUUCGUCCACAACUUGAGGAGAAUGGAGGCAUUUUCCUAUUUUUGUUGCCUUUGCCUCUGUAAGUUUUAGUGAAGAAUACAAACACUUCUUCUAUGGCUUAGUGUUGUCAUGUUUGUCUGUUAAGUUUACCUUAUAAAUGUUAACUAAUAAUAUAAUAUAAGAUGCUUUCUAUGCGAAUCCUCAUUUCUGAAAAAAAAUCCAUGGUAUACUUGAAUACACCUGCAACCAAUGUUUGCAUGAACAUAAUAUUCUUGACAAUGAUAUAGUCACUCCAAAUAUGGAAUUUGGAUAAUUUUUAAAUAUAUAUAUAUACAUGGUGUGAGUAUGAGCGUUGAAGUUACUUUUUCUUUUUUAGAUAAUAAUGUGAUCUUUCAAGUUACAUAUCUUGUUAUUUUAAUUUAAAGAUUUUGUAAUUCGAUGGGUUUUGACAUUCUGAUGCAAUGAUAUUAUUAACAUUUGUUUAUGAUUUGAUUUGCAAUCAGAAUUAUAAGAGUAGUGUUGUUAGAUUUUGAAACUCAUGGUAGAUGUUCUUACAUUAUUCAUAAUUUUGUACUCUUAAAUGCUUUAAAUCUUAGUUGUGCAUUUGUCCUGGUUCAGCUGUCAAGGUUUGGAUACUGCUCUCAAUAUGUUUUCAUUUUUUCUUUCCAUAUAUGCUCUUUUUGUUCUAUAUGCUCUAGGUAUUAGGGUUUACCUUGGGUGGUUGCAUUCAUUUUGUUUUGUGUAAGGUUUAGAUAAAGAGAUUUUGAGAUUUUCCAAUAAUUACUUUUCCUGCUUUGUUUGAGCUUUUGGCUGCAGAGUCCUGUCAGAAUUUGAAUAGAUGAUGGAUCCGUUAUGCUAAUAAGAGUAACUAGUUUCUAAACCGUUCAUACUUCAUAUAUAUGGCUCUAGUUGUAUACUUUCUCACAUUUCUAUUCUAGUUUUCUAUCCAUUAAGCAGCCUUAUGUUGCUUAUUUUUGUUUCUCAAAUGAUUGAAGAUAUUGAAUAGGAAUAGUACAUAAAUGUGUUGUGACAGUUGAUAGAAAAUGUUGAUGACAGUUUCUAAAUCAUAACAAAAAAAGCAAUGAAGACUUUGUACAUGCUUGCUUUCAUAGGAAAAUUAUUCUGAAAUUGAGUCUGUUAGAUCUAUGUUGCAUCUCUUCAGACUUCACUCCACAAACUAGGAAGAUUCUGUUCAUCUUUGUUCAUCUUUUUUUACAGUAUUGUUUUGUUAUUCGUUUUCUGUCAAAGACCAAAGAAGAUAAGUAAGAAAUAUAACUAAAUGUAGCUUUAUUAUGUUGGAUUUUCCCUAAUUAAGUUAUUUAUUUUUAAUUAAAUAAAUAAGUGGUAAUUACCCACUAAGUGCACAUAGUGGUAAUUAUCCAUUAAUCAGAAAAUAGUCUUUAUUCUUUCCCUUAAAUUUAAUAACUGCCCAUUAUGAGUGAGUGGAGGAGCAGUUUUGUUUUGCACGUUCAGUAACUUCUUGAUGGCAGAAGUUAUAUAAAGGAGUGCAGUUCAUUUGUUUUGGUUUCCUAAGCCUAACAUCUCUAUUCAGAAGACUUACACCAUCAAAGUGAGAUUGUGAAAGGUUUAGAAGAGCCUCAACUUCUUCAAGCAGGAGCAAUGGCUGGAGCUAUGCAGCCUAUGAAUUUUUCUGAUUUUAAGUGUGAAAUUCCCGAACUAAGGGGUGAAAACUAUAAGGUGUGGAAGGAGAGAAUUCUUCUUCACUUAGGGUGGAUGGAUAUUGAUUAUGCUAUUCGGAAAGACGAACCACCUGCAGUUACCGAAGCUAGCCUUCAGGAAGAUGUUGAUCUUUAUGAAAUGUGGGAACGGUCUAACCGUCUCAGUGUGAUGUUCAUAAAGACCAACAUCUCUGCUAGUAUUCGUGGUUGUGUCGAUCAGCAUGAUAAUGUGCGAGCAUUGCUUAAGGCUAUUGAUGAACAAUUCAAAACAUCAGAUAAAGCACUUGCGAGCACCCUUAUAAUGAAGUUUUCAUCCAUGAAGCUUAUCACCGUGAAAGGUGUGCGUGAGCACAUCAUGCAAAUGAGGGACUUAGCAGCACAGCUAAAGACUCUUGAGGUUGAUAUGUCUGAUUCUUUUCUUGUGCACUACAUUCUGAACACUCUUCCACCUGAAUAUGGACCUUUCAAGAUUUCUUAUAACACACAUAAGGACAAAUGGUCAAUUAAUGAACUCCUGACCAUGUGUGUUCAAGAAGAAGGAAGGUUGACUAUGGAAAAAAGUGAGAGUGUUUUUGUUGCAACUGAAAGAAAGAAUAUGAAUCAAGCGAAACAUAAGGGGAAAGGCAAAAUACCACCUCAAGGUGGAAUUAAGAAAGAAUCCAAGUGUUUCUUUUGUAAAAAGAAGGGACACAUGAAGAAGGAUUGCCCCAAGUUUCAGAAAUGGCUUGAAAACAAAGGGUAUGACAAGCCUAAGGAAACCACUUCCAAGUGAGCAAGGCAUCUAUUCAGGAAGCAAGAUGCGUUCUCAUGUGGAGGCUGUUGGAACAUGCAAUUUAGUUUUAAGUAGUGGCUUUGUUUUAAAUUUGGAAAAGACAUUUUAUGUUCCUAGUUUUUCUCGAAAUUUA
Messenger RNA from Medicago truncatula (barrel medic), 3543 nucleotides. RefSeq lists its product as uncharacterized. The transcript is spliced from 3 exons. Gene Ontology annotation, molecular function: zinc ion binding; nucleic acid binding. NCBI's taxonomy places the organism in Eukaryota, Viridiplantae, Streptophyta, Magnoliopsida, Fabales, Fabaceae. Bases 2580 to 3410 code for a protein of 276 amino acids. The record is from RefSeq and is a predicted model, not a curated record.